Dacryopinax primogenitus is the source of this 1122-nucleotide messenger RNA. RefSeq lists its product as uncharacterized. The transcript has 3 exons. Bases 113 to 469 code for a protein of 118 amino acids. The record is from RefSeq and is a predicted model, not a curated record. Lineage: Eukaryota; Fungi; Basidiomycota; Dacrymycetes; Dacrymycetales; Dacrymycetaceae.
CCCCACAAGACGUGCACACACAGAGCACGCAUUCGCCGCCGCCCUUGGCCAGCACAGAGUUUACGUCGCCAGUUCCGAGCGGGCGUUGCAGGACGCUUUCCUACAGGGCAAGAUGACGUUAGAGGAAUAUGAGCGUGCUGUUGAUUAUCUGCACGAGAUGAACCGGCUUCCCCCUUCUCCUAAAGUAUCGCCACAAACAUCAUUCCACGUCACCCGCCCUCCCUUCUCCCAAUCCCAAUCCCACACCUCUCCCUCCAGCUCGUCAAUCUCCCUAUGCUCACUUGACCUGCCCGGUUCGGAUACUCACUCCCGCUCCCACUCCCACUGCUCUGGACAAGCGUCGGGGGUGGACGGCAAUUGCAGGAGAACCCAGAUGGAGGAGAGCAGGGGAAGGGGAAGGGGAAGGGAGAGGAGAAGGGAGAGAAGGCUGUUAGUGAGGAACCCGAGUCCUGAGAGUGAGGAGAAAUGAACCUCGGGGGGACCGGACGGGCGGGGAGGGAGGGAUCGACGCGCGAGAAGGAAGAUUGCAAGCAAGUGGGCGAACGACGACGACGACGACGACUGUUAAAGAGGGCAGUGGUAGGAUCGGCAUGUCCAACAAGACGAGCUAAUCCGUCAGCAAAAAGAGCCCUUUGACCGUUCUGCGCACUGCGCACGAAAGCCGAGCACCCAGCUCGUCACCAAAUAUGCACAUGAACAUGUCCUUCGACCGAGGCUUUCGAUCGCGCAAGAAGCUUGCAAUGCUUGGAUCUCCUCGUUAGGAACGGACGGCGGCAGAAAAGCGCACGUAAUCUCGUACGAAAGAGCUGGUCGUCCUCCCUAGAAAAUACGGGGAGCGAAGCGCAUAUACGUCGUAUAUGCAUGGGCGGGGAUUCGUACCCUUGGAAUACGGCACAGUCUUGGCGUGCUAUGUACGUCAGACUUUGUUCGCCCCGUCUGGUUGAAGUGCUUUGGGGGACAAGAUCAUGAAGAGAAAACGACGGGCGAGGGGAUAUCGGCCACCUGUGACUCCGCCUGUAUCGCAUCGUCUGUCCCAAAAAAGUCAAAUUCACCAAAUUCAGCACGAACGACUGCGGUCGCACAACUGUGGACGCUGUCGAUUGCGAUUGCGGUAUACGUAGG